CCAGCUGUUCCACAGCUGGACCCUGGGUUGGGCCGGUCUGUGGGACCUUUUCCAGGGAUAUACUGGGUGGCCUAAGUCCAUCCCCUUUGUUUCGUUCCCUUUGGGGAUUUCUCUGGACAGUGACUCUAAGUCUCUAGUGCCCUGGGGCACACAGUUCUGUCUGUGACCAAUAGUUGGUGCAGAGCACGUCUGUGGGCUGGUGGAGAGUGCGGACGUCUGUCUGUGGGACCUUUUCCAGGGAUAUACUGGAUGAUUUAAUUCGGGUCCCUGUUUCCUUCCUUCUCUGUGUGACUUACUCCUGACAUGUAUCCCAGUAUCUGGUGUCCUCGGGUGCACAGCUCUGUCUGUGCCAGAGACCUGGGCACACAGCAAGUCUCUCUGCUCAUGGCUGGAGCCCAGUUCAGUGAUGGCGGCUCACACCUGCUAGUCUGAGAGACCUUUUCCAGGGAAGGACUGGGUGACCCAUGGCUAGUCCCAUUUCCUUCCUUCCCUGUGCAUUUUUCUCGUGACUGGGACUCCCAGUCUCUGGUGUUUUUGUGCCCACCAUUCAGCCUUGGAAGGUGAUCAGGACAGGCAGGUGUGUGGCUCUGGGUCUGGUGACUUAGUGCCUGCAUGACCCAGGAUCUCUUCUGGGUUUUGGCUGGGUGACCUGAAAGUGGACCCAACUGAUUCCAAUGUCCUGGAGGUUUCUGCUCACCAAGGAAACAGGAUUGCUGUUGUUUUAAGGCCCAGAGUUCAGUUUCUUGGUCUCUGUAUAGAAAAUGUUUUCCUAUACAAAAUGAAUAAAGUGUAAUUAAUAAAAGUUAAAUAAAAAAAAGAAAAUGUUUUCCUGUUACUCAGACCCAGUGUUCUCUUGUAGCCACCAUCUUGUUCCCCACCCCCCCACUUCUUCUUGAAUUAUAUUUUCAAGUUCAGUAUUGGCAGCAAUAGAAAAAGGUGUGAUGUUAUAGAGACAUCAUUAUCAGAUGUGCUUGUAAACAAUUUACCAGAUAAUUGCAUCAAACAAUUCUUAGGAAAACCACUAUCAACACUUGGAAUUUACACUUGACAAUUUGGCAACAACUGUGUCUGAUUUGUUUGCUGCUGGGACAGAGACAACAAGAACAACACUGAGAUAUGCUCUCCUGCUCCUGUUGAAGCACCCACACGUCACAGCUAAAGUCCAGGAAGAGAUUGACCGUGUGGUGGGCAGACACCGCAGGCCCUGCAUGCAGGACAGGAGUCACAUGCCCUACACAGAUGCCAUGAUUCACAAGGUCCAGAGAUUCAUUGAUCUUGUCCCCAACAACCUGCCUCAUGCAGUGACCUGUGACAUUAAAUUUAGGAAUUACCUCAUCCCCAAGGGGACAACAGUAAUGACAUCACUCUCAUCUGUGCUGUAUGACAGCAAGGAAUUCCCCAACACAGAGACAUUUGACCCUGGCCACUUUCUAGAUGGAAAUGGAAACUUUAAGAAAAGUGACUACUUCAUGCCUUUCUCAGCAGGAAGACGGAUGUGUGCAGGAGAGGGCCUGGCUCGCAUGGAGCUGUUUCUGUUCCUGACCACUGUUCUACAAAACUUUAAGCUGAAGCCUUUGGUUCACCCAAAGGACAUCGAUACCACCCCAGUUGUCAAUGGAUUAGCCUCUGUGCCACCCCCUUACCAGCUUUGCUUCAUUCCUCUCUAAAGAGAUCAGGUUAACUGGCUCCUGAUGUAUUGUCUUCUGCAAUCCCUUUUGGCCCAUCAUAUGCUCCUCCCCAUCAAGGUACUCAUGUUCUUUCUCCCUUCAAAUAGCCCCCAAACCCCUCAAAAUUCAGGAAACACACAUAUUCGAUUUGGUAGUUUCUGGAGUCACUUCUCACAUAUAUGUGCACUUCCCUAUUGGCAACUGCUCCCAUCCCUUGUGUUCAUGUGUAUGUAGACUCGAGCUAUUAAUGUAACUGUAGCAUCAAGAAAUAUUUUUCUUAUAGUAAUUUAUAGUAUUUGCCUUUUGCGUGCUCCCAAUAAAAAUAUAUUUUGAUUGAUA
Molecule: messenger RNA, 2006 nt
Organism: Psammomys obesus (fat sand rat)
Lineage: Eukaryota; Metazoa; Chordata; Mammalia; Rodentia; Muridae
Product: cytochrome P450 2C27-like
Exons: 4
Coding region: 1209-1667 (152 amino acids)
Biological process (GO): xenobiotic metabolic process
Cellular component (GO): intracellular membrane-bounded organelle; cytoplasm
Molecular function (GO): heme binding; iron ion binding; oxidoreductase activity, acting on paired donors, with incorporation or reduction of molecular oxygen, reduced flavin or flavoprotein as one donor, and incorporation of one atom of oxygen
Source: RefSeq, a predicted model, not a curated record